Molecule: messenger RNA, 1352 nt
Organism: Vigna umbellata (rice bean)
Lineage: Eukaryota; Viridiplantae; Streptophyta; Magnoliopsida; Fabales; Fabaceae
Source: RefSeq, a predicted model, not a curated record
AAAAAGAAAACAGUUUUCGUUGACAAGAAAAAGAUAGAGGAAAAAUGGGAAGCAGAAAGGUUGUGUUAUUGUUGAUGGUGUUUCUUGCAGUGUGUAUGGUGACAUGCAGGCCUUAUGACGAUCUGGGUAAGGAUACCAAAGCCAAAGCAGAGGACGCAAAGAAGUUUGCCUCCGGCGAGCUGCAUGAUGCCGAGGAAAAACACCCGUCUUUCUCUGAUUGGGCUCAAGACAAAUUCUCUGAAAGCUUCGGGGCUGAAGAGGAUAAAGAAAAACAACCGACUGAAAACAUGAUGAAUAAUGUAGAAGAUGUUGCCACAAGUGCCGCGGGGACAAUGAAGUCUGCAGCAUCAGGAGCUUCGGAUUACGCUUCCGAGAAGGCUACGGAUGCCGUGGAAGCAGUUUCAGGGGCCAUGGCACAAGGAAAGGAGAAAAUGAACGACGCUUAUAAUGAAGAUGUCAAGGUCAUCAAAAUGCCAACAGAUACCAGAGAAAAAAUCGGAGAUACCUACAACGAUGCGAAGGAAAAAAUUCAGACGGCUUCAGAUAAGGCUUCAAGUGUGGUUUACAAUGCCAAAGAUAACAUGGAUGAGUCCAUAGAAUAUGUAAAAGAUAGAGCAGGCAAUGCCUAUGACGAAGGUAAGCAGAAAAUGAACCUGGCAUCAGAGAAAUUCUCCGAUACUAAAGCAAGUGAGGUUUAUGAUGAAGCUAGGGAUAAAGUGAAAGGAACAAUGGAUUGUGGAAAUAUGGAUGUGGAUGGAUUUGAUGAGGCCAAUGAUUCUAAAGAAAACAUAGGCGUGCGAAAUGAAUAUGGAAGGGACAAAGUAGCCGAAACUUUUGACCAGGCUAAACGUGAAGUGGAGGAAGCAUACGCAUCAGCAAAGAAUACAAUGACUGAAGAGGCAAAGGCUAAGUACGAGGCUGCAAAGGAGAAGGCUUCAGAUGCUGCAGGAGAUGUCGGAGCUAAGAUGAGAAACACCCCAAACCAAUGAACCUAUGGUUAGUUACCACUUACUCUUAACUAUGAAAAACUCUCUUAGAUUCCACAAAGUUAUCAUCGUACAUAUGCGUCCAGGGUACAUGUUUUUGUAUGUUUUUUCCUUAAACACUCGUCAGUUGUUAGUUACUUGUUAGACAUUAUGAAAACUCUACUCUCCCUAAUGUUAGGAGAAGAAAACCCUGAAAGGCCCCACAGUUAGGUUCUUCUCUGAUCUAUCACGAUGCCAGGUAGAUUCAUACCGUACCAAGUUGUGUUGUCCCAUGAUGUUUUGUAGGGACUAAAUUUGUAGCUUUUAGUAGGUUAUGUAAGUGGAUCCUCAGAUGAAUGAUAUAAAUUGUUGGGGCCCUUUACUAAA